CGCGCGUACCCGUAGUGAGAGUACCGGAGUCGAUCGGCAGAAGCGCACUCGAGACUCUUCGUACAUCAGGACAUCGCUGCUGUUGCCGUUGCAGUUUGCACCGCGCGUUGUCCUCUCGCGAAAGCCUCGAUCGAUACACCUCUCUCUCUCUCUCUCUCUCUCUCUCGCUCGUUCUCUCUCUCUCUCUCUCUCUCUCUCUCUCUCUCUCUCUCUCUCCCGCUCUGCCUGCCUGCCUGCCCUCACGGACUCCGAGAUCAAACGACGCGAUCUUGAACGGCGACCCGAGCAGCCCAGGGUUUCAGUAUGACUCUGGCAAUCAAGGUCCUGUAUCUCGUCCUAGGCUGCGCCCUGCUCGCCGCGGCCAUGCCGGCCGAGCCCGACGUGGAACAAACCGGCAGAUCGCGCGUCUCCGACGAACAACUGAACAUGGCCCUGAGCGACAAGCGUUACUUGGCCAGACAGCUCAAGUGCGCCCUGGGAGAGGCGCCGUGCGACCCGGUCGGGCGUCGUCUGAAAAGUUUAGCGCCGCUGGUUCUGAGAGGCUCCUGCCCGCAAUGCAGCAACGAGGAGACACGUCAGAUCAAGAAGGUCCUUUCUCACAUUCAGCGAUCCUUCCCGAAGGAGUGGAACAGGAUAGUGCAACAAUACGCCGGAGUUCCGUAAGCGAGAUGUGAUAUAAGCGAACCGACCACGACGGGGCUGGAUGUACAAAGUGUAGUAACAGAAUACGAGGACACACAUAAUGGAUGUCAUCUACGAGCGUAUAACACCGAUCACACUCGUUCACUCGAUAUUAUCGUUAACGACCGCACGGAGGGGCGUGGCGCAGCCCAAGGAGACGGAUAUUUAAAUUGUGUCGCAUGCACACACGUCGCGUACAAAUCGUGGAAAUCUGUCCUUUUGGCGCGUAGCAUCAAAUUAUCGAUGCCGCUCUCUCACGUCGCAUAGCGUUGAAUUAUACAUCUGUUGAAAAAAUAUAUUCUAUUACUUUAAUAAACAUUUUAUUCUCGUAUCGCGUCAAAGUAACGUCAUCCCCCAAAAUAAUUUCCCCUACUGUAAAUAGAUUUUAUAAACAUUCGGGCAAAUGAUUAACGACUCGCCUAUAAUAAGGGACCGGCUAUAUAACGCUAACGCUCGUUCUAUAUAAUUAGCAC
This is a messenger RNA of Harpegnathos saltator (Jerdon's jumping ant), 1154 nucleotides long. RefSeq names its product chemosensory protein 2 (gene CSP2). Bases 304 to 663 code for a protein of 119 amino acids. The record is from RefSeq and is a predicted model, not a curated record. The transcript is spliced from 3 exons. Lineage: Eukaryota; Metazoa; Arthropoda; Insecta; Hymenoptera; Formicidae.